AUGACAGAAAUAGCAAAUCUUCUACAGGUUCCAUUAAAACAAGGGACAAACAAAAAGGGUGCAUAUAAUAGAACUAUGAAAGUUCCUGAUGGAAUGAAAGAAUUAGUUCAUAUUGUUGCUGGUCUUCAAAAAGAUGUUAAACAAAUGAGAAGACGUUUCACUAGUCAAAAGAACACUAACGCAAAAGCAGAGAUUACGGUUGGUUAUAACGUAAAUGAUGAUAAAUCACGAAUUAUUCAAAAUGUUAAAGUUAAUGUUAGCCCUGAAUUAACAAGGUCAGCAACUCAACCAAAUUUAUUAACUCGUGACUUACCGAAGAAUGAGGAGAAUGAAGAAAACCAUGAGAAUGGAGACCCAAUCAUUUUAUCUGAACCUGGUAAAGAACCUGUUGAAAUUCCCACUUAUCCAACAUACCCCCACCUCUUUCAUCAAACAUCGAGAACCCAUAUAAAAUAG
Messenger RNA from Trichomonas vaginalis G3, 456 nucleotides. RefSeq lists its product as uncharacterized. The transcript has a single exon. Bases 1 to 456 code for a protein of 151 amino acids. The record is from RefSeq and is a predicted model, not a curated record. Lineage: Eukaryota; Parabasalia; Trichomonadida; Trichomonadidae.